AUGGACAACGCAUUCAAGCCCGGCGAUCCAGUUCUCAAUCUUGCAGCCAGGUCAAAGGGCCGGAGAUUGCACAAAGACCAAGAGGACGACCAAGAUCCAGACUCGACAGAAGAGCGCUGGAUCCCCCGAGUCGAACAGGACAAGAUCGACGAGAUCGUCAACGGAAAGAGCAAAGGUCAUUACUGGCUUCUGAUCGGCGAGAAGGGCACCGGCAAAUCCUCCAUGCUGAUCGACGCUAUGUCGAAGAUCGACGGCGAGGGCGUUGCCAUGUUCGAAGCACAUGCAGACAUGGAGAUUUUCAGGGUCCGGCUCGGCAAGGCCCUGGACUUUGAGUACCACGAAGACAACAUCGGGGCUCUGUUCUCCAUCCGUGGCCCUCGAGACGCUUCGGCUAUACUCGACAUCGAGCGGGCGUUCAACAAGUUGGAGAAAAUCGCGCUCAGGCGGCGGGACAGAGUUGGGAGACCGCUCGUGUUGAUUAUCAAUUCGGUACAUCUGCUUCGCGACAACGAGGAUGGACGAAACAUGCUCGAGCUGAUACAGCAGCGUGCCGAGUCGUGGGCUGCGGCGAAUCUGGCGACGUUGGUUUUCAACAGCGACGAUUACUGGGUUUACGAACGGCUCAAGACCCUGGCGACUCGGAUGGAGGUGAUGCCGGUUGGUGACCUUCCAAAAGACAAGGCGAUGGUCGCGUUGCGGAAUUAUCGCAUGAAGUAUUAUCAGGAAACUCCCUCAGAGGAAGAGCUGGAAGCGGUCUAUGAUAAGAUCGGCGGAAGGCUAACUCACCUGAACCGCAUUGCGAAGUCUAAGAACAUGACGGCGGUAUGCGAGCGGAUCUGCCGAAGAGAGAAGACAUGGUUUCUGAACCAGUGCGGUAUUCUAGGGGAGGAAAUGGACGACGACGUCAUGGAUCAGCAAAAGUAUGCGUCUGCCGCCAUGGUUCUCGCAAAAGCUCUCGUGGACAUGGAGAAGGAGAUGGACAAGACGUACGACCCGAAAAAGGGCCACAUACUCCCGCAGAUGCCACUCCACAAGGCACGCGAAGUCAUGACGAGAGCCGACUUCAUCCAGAGCUACGACCACGUAAACAUAUUCACAAUCGACUUUGAUGCCUUCGUCCGUGCCGAUUCCGUACCCAUGAUGCACGCCUUCAGAGAGAUAUGCUCUGCAGAAGGCUUCGACGAGUUCUUGCAAGCAACGCUUGACCGCAUCUCGGCUAUUGAGAGCUUGGGUAGGACGAGGGAACUGACUAUCAAAGAUCUUUGGAAUGGUGGACAGUACAAGAUCACUACACGCAAUGCGAAAGGCAACGUGGAAAAAGACAUUACCUUCUUGGUUAAACCUGGUAAGGAGGAUGAGGACAAGGACGAUGAUUGA
Messenger RNA from Coniosporium apollinis CBS 100218, 1377 nucleotides. RefSeq lists its product as uncharacterized. The coding region runs from base 1 to 1377 and encodes 458 amino acids. The transcript is spliced from 4 exons. Lineage: Eukaryota; Fungi; Ascomycota; Dothideomycetes. The record is from RefSeq and is a predicted model, not a curated record.